This is a messenger RNA of Meloidogyne enterolobii, 765 nucleotides long. The record is from the annotation of a GenBank genome assembly. Lineage: Eukaryota; Metazoa; Nematoda; Chromadorea; Rhabditida; Meloidogynidae.
AUGAACGAUUUGGUGCUUUGUCUGGGUGUUGGGUUUACAGAUAAUAAAGUUAGUUAUGCUCACCUAAUACGUUUGGAUGAUCCUAUGUGUGUUUUGACUAGACGGUGUAAAUCUGAGGAUGAAUUUAUAAUUGGAAAGUGGUAUAAGGAGGAAAAUGGGCAAACAAGAUCCUAUAAGAAUGUUGCCAAUUUUGUGCCCACUAAUUUGAUUCGUCAAAUUGAAAAAAAUGGUUCUGGAAAGACAACAAUAGAGUUAGUUUUGCCAGUAUUUUUCGUUCCAGACUUGUCAGGAAUGGAUGUGUUUGGGCAUACACCUUCAUUGAAGAACCCAAAUUCUCUUGGUAUUCCAAUUUGCCCAUUUUUUGGAACGGAUUUCAUUUCGCCUGUUAAAUGGUCGUAUGGUUUUUGUUCUUAUUCGGAUCAACUAUAUUCUCUUAAGAUUAAUUUAUCUUAUGCAGUUGGAGUGCUUCCUGAAUGGACACCUCAAAAUGUUGGGAUAAUUAAACCCUGGAAUUAUGAAGAAUACCCGUUUGUAUCUAUUUUCUGCUCACCUUUGCGUGAUGAGGGAAUUGUGGUAGAACAAGUUGCAUGCCCUUGGGAUGUAAAAAGUUUUUAUUGUUGUAUGUUGCUUAAUAAGAGUGCAGAAAUGGUUGUUUCUAUUGUGCCUGAAAGGCGAAAAGCUUUAUUUGGGGAAUGUAGAGUAUAUUGGAAAUUCUUAAUUGUUAUGAUUGUCCUGUUACUAUUGCUAUUGAUUGCCCACAAAUAG